Poecilia latipinna (sailfin molly) is the source of this 2032-nucleotide messenger RNA. Its product is annotated as phosphatidylinositol-binding clathrin assembly protein-like. The record is from RefSeq and is a predicted model, not a curated record. Lineage: Eukaryota; Metazoa; Chordata; Actinopteri; Cyprinodontiformes; Poeciliidae. Gene Ontology annotation, biological process: clathrin-dependent endocytosis; clathrin coat assembly; synaptic vesicle budding from presynaptic endocytic zone membrane. Gene Ontology annotation, cellular component: synaptic vesicle; clathrin-coated pit; extrinsic component of presynaptic endocytic zone membrane. Gene Ontology annotation, molecular function: phosphatidylinositol-4,5-bisphosphate binding; clathrin heavy chain binding; SNARE binding. The transcript is spliced from 16 exons. The coding region runs from base 163 to 1743 and encodes 526 amino acids.
UCUCCUCUUCCUCCUGACUCUCACAGAGGGCACUACCCUCCUCCCUACCACUAAAGACAUUUUGAUCGUCCUCCCCAGCUCCCCCCACCCGGACACGACCACCAUCACCACCACCACCACCUCCGCCACCUCCUCCUCCUCUUCCUCCUCCUCCACUGUAACAUGUCGGGACAGUCUUUGACGGACCGGAUCGCCGCCGCGCAGCACAGCAUGACCGGCUCUGCCAUCAGCAAAGCCGUCUGCAAGGCCACGACGCAUGAAGUCAGCGGACCCAAGAAGAAACACCUUGACUACCUGAUCCACUGCACCAAUGAGCUGAACGUCAGCAUCCCCCAUCUGGCAGACACGCUGCUGGAGCGCACGACGAGCAACAGCUGGAUUGUGGUUUUCAAAGCGCUCAUCGCCACACACCACCUCAUGAUGUACGGCAGCGAGAGAUUGAUGCAGUACCUUGCCUCCAGAAACACGCUCUUCAACCUCAACAACUUUCUAGAUAAGGCUGCACUACAAGGAUACAACAUGUCAACCUUCAUCAGACGCUACAGCCGAUACCUGAAUGAAAAAUCCAUGUCUUAUAGACUAGCCGCAGUGGACUUCACCAAGAUGAAAAGAGGGGCUGAGGGUGUGAUGCGCACCAUGAACACAGAGAAGCUGAUCAAGACUUUGCCCAUCAUACAGAACCAGCUGGACGCACUGCUAGAUUUUCAGCCAAACUCCAACGAACUGACCAACGGUGUGAUCAACACAGCGUUCAUGCUGCUGUUCAAGGACUCCAUACGGUUGUUUGCUGCUUACAACGAGGGAGUCAUCAACAUGUUGGAGAAAUACUUUGACAUGAAGAAGAAUCAGUGCAAAGAGGCGUUGGAGAUCUACAAAAACUUCCUGAACAGGAUGACAAAACUGUCCGAGUUCCUCAAAGUGGCUGAGCGAGUUGGGAUAGAUCAGGGCGACAGCCCCGAUCUCACACAGGCUCCCAGCUCCCUCCUGGAGGCUUUGGAGCAGCAUCUCGCUUCCCUGGAGGGCAGGAAGCUCAAAGACCCGUCUACUGCCAGCAGAUCCAGCACAGUGUCGUCUCUCUCCAGCGCCGGUAUCUCUCUCAGCCGCAUGGAUGACAAGACAGAGGACAACCGGCUGCAGCAGCACAAGGACGACGGAAUCAAAGUGAUCGACAUUCAGACGCCCACUGUUUCACCCAGCACCCAGUCGGUGGGCAGUGCCAACAGCAGCGGCGGGGCCACGGAUCUCUUCUCAAACUCUCCCAGUGUACCCAUCAAUAACCAUGUGCCAAACCUGACCAGUGAGCUGUUCACCCUGCAGCCCAGCUUCACCCCCAUCCAGACCACACACACUGUGCCCAACAACAACAAUGCCUGGGGAGGAGACCUGUUAAAGCCGUCCCCACCAACUCAGAUUCACAGUCCUGGAGCUCCGUUGCACUCUGGUAAAAUGUUGCCCAAUGAUUUGGACGCUUCAUUAGCAAACUUGGUUGGAAACCUACAGUUUGGGGGCACACCGGCUAAAAAAUUUUUGAGUCCAUGCAGUGCACAGCCAGAGUUCCAGUGGAGCCAGCUGGUGGAGAAGAAACCCACAGGAGGGAGCGGCUGGCAGUCAAAGACGAUGUGCACCAACACCAACUGGACUCACGCGACCCAUCCCAUGGCGCCUGCACCCAUGCCCGUCCCUCAAAUGGUAACCAGAGCUUCGUUCACUUUCGCUCAUUGUUCUCAAAUUUCAGCUUGGUGAUUUUAUCCAAAAAUGCUCAGCAAGACAGAACUAGUCAGGCAGUUAUUAUGUGUUGGUUUCGUUGGUAAUAUUCAGUUCCAACCAUCAAUUUCUGCAAAAUCAACCAGCAUGAAUUAGGGAGGACGAAUGACAUAUCUAGAUUAGUAUGUCUAUGCAUUCUAAGCUUUGAAAAAAAAAAAGUCAAUAUAACAGAAUUUAUAGCAACAGCUGCAGCAUACGUUUUGUUUUUCUCCAUUUGUAAAAAUAGAUAUGAAAUUGUGAUACUCUUAAAUGACCACACAUUUAUUUA